ACAAAACAGCGGUACCAUUUAUUUCAAAAGAUCUACUAAACAUAAAAAGUAAUAUUAAAAACAAUAGUGAUAUUAAAGAAAUGAAAAUUACGGUAACGAUAGAGCAAUCUGAAUGGACUGAAGUAACUAACAAAAAGAAAAAGGCAAAAAAUACAGAUAAUAUGACAAUAGAUUCUGAAAUAAUAGAAGAAGAUAAAGAAUCAGUGGUAUCAUAUGAAACUGAUAAUAGUGAAAAAAUUAAAUUUGUUAAAAAAAUCAUUAGAGAAAAAACUGAAUUAACCCUAGUCAGAUUAGAAAACAAUAGAAAAGAUAAAAUGAUCUCUAUAUUGUUUGAUAACAAGGAAAAUAUGCAAGUCACACUGGAGGAAAAUGGGUAUUAA
Molecule: messenger RNA, 380 nt
Organism: Diversispora eburnea
Lineage: Eukaryota; Fungi; Glomeromycota; Glomeromycetes; Diversisporales; Diversisporaceae
Source: the annotation of a GenBank genome assembly